Pristis pectinata (smalltooth sawfish) is the source of this 3735-nucleotide messenger RNA. RefSeq names its product zinc finger protein ZFP2-like. Gene Ontology annotation, molecular function: DNA-binding transcription repressor activity, RNA polymerase II-specific. The record is from RefSeq and is a predicted model, not a curated record. Gene Ontology annotation, biological process: negative regulation of transcription by RNA polymerase II. NCBI's taxonomy places the organism in Eukaryota, Metazoa, Chordata, Chondrichthyes, Rhinopristiformes, Pristidae. The transcript has 5 exons. Bases 1 to 2145 code for a protein of 714 amino acids.
AUGCAACAGGAUCCAUUAGGAACAAAAUCUGCUGGUGAUCAGCUUCUCUUCGUCAAAUCAGUGGCCACUGAGAAGACUGAUGUGUUCUCACAGCUCCGUCUGUUUGUGGUAAAACAGAACAAGGAACAGCUUUGGCUCUGGGAUGCCGGAAUGAGGAUUGUUCAGGGGGUUUACGGUGAAGGCGUGGGUAUGGAAACAGGCCCCUGUCACCAGCACAGAGCCCAAUUGGAGCUCGGGAGGAGACACGGGGUCUGGGUUUGCACCAAGUGUCCAGGAGAACCUUGCAGGAUCCGCCUGCGAAAGAUUAGCGAAGGGACGAUUCCACAGGCUGGUGUCGAGGCCAGGAGGAGUCAGACUUGUGCUCCUUACCUCCCCCCUCACUGGAUAUCUGAGUGGGAAGGUGUCACGAAUAUUAUCACUGACAGGGUGGAACAUUUGAACAUCUUUUCCGGUUGUGGGUACUUCGGACAGAACACAGUGACCGUUGAACGGAAGGCAACGAGGAAGCCGGAAGGCAGUGACAGGCGCUGUUUAAAUGCAAGUCUGCAAGCUGUUUACAAAGGACUACAUUACCCAGAAACCACCGGGCCAGAGGAAGCCGCUUGUUCCGGGGCGCGGGCGUCAGACACCGGACGUGACGCCACAAACUGCUCGGUGGGGAUCUCAACGGUCGGAGCCGAGCGCCGGGGCCGCGGGUUUGAUCAGCACCGGGGCCGGGACCGAGGAGCGGCCCCCGGCGGGGGGAGAGUCGGUACGGGCGCCACCAACACCGCGGGCCGCCGCAGUGAGGACGAGCCCCCCCCCGGUCCCUCACCGCCCACCCGAGGCCCCGGGGACUCCCCGCUUGGUCUCCACGGAGGCCGGAAUGUACGGGCGGCGCAUGCGCGCCGGUGGAGCAGAGCGGUUUCUCUCGCGCUUGGAAUUGUGGGUAGCUACACGGCCAUUGAUCCCGCUGGGCCCGGUCCACUGGUGGUGGGGUUUCUAGACCCUGCCGAGCUGUCAGGUCCAGAGAGGCACCAGCUGGAGUUGCGACUCAUUCACAGGGGGAAAACAUCGUCCCACUGCUGCUGGCCCGUGAAGGGAUUCACUCGGUCAUCCGACCUGAUGAGACACCAGGUGGUUCAUUCCGAGGAGAGACCGUUCCCCUGCUCUGUCUGUGGGAGGGAAUUCACCAAUUCCUUCAACCUGCAGAGGCACCAGCAGGUUCACGCUGGAGAGAGGCCGUUCACUUGCCCUCAGUGCGGGAAGGGAUUCACUUGCUCGACGCAGCUGCUGAUACACCAGCGAGUUCACACGGGGGAGAAGUGGUUCAUCUGCACUGAAUGCGGGAAGGAAUUCACUCAGACUGUAAAUCUGCACCAGCGGAUGCACUUGAGGGAGACGCCCUUCACCUGUCCUGACUGCAGGACAGGAUUCACUGAGUCGUCAGCUUUGCUAGGACGGCAGGAAAUUACGACGGGGGAGCGGCCGUUCACCUGCUCUGAAUGUGGGAAAGGAUUCAUUCGGUCAUCCAGCCUGCUGAUGCACCAGAGAAAUCACACUGGGGAGAGGCCAUUCACCUGCACUGAGUGUGGGAAGGGAUUCACUCAGUCAUCCACCCUUCUGAGACACCAACGGGUUCACACCGGGGAGAAACUGUUCACCUGUCCCGAGUGUGGGAAAGGAUUUACUCGGUCAAGCUACCUGGUGAUCCAUGAGCGCAUUCACACUGGAGAGCGACCGUUCACCUGUCCCGAAUGUGGGAAGAGAUUCACUCAGUUGUCCCACCUGGGUAACCACAGGCGUAUUCACACCGGAGAUGGGCUGUUCACCUGCUCCGAGUGUGGGAAGGGAUUCACUCAGUCAUCCAAACUGCUGAGGCACCAGCGAGUUCACACCGAGGAGAGGCCAUUCGUCUGCUCUGAGUGUGGGAAGGGGUUCACUCAGUCAUCCGGACUUCUGAGACACCAACAAAUUCACUCCGGGGAAAGACCGUUCACCUGCUCUGAGUGCGGAAAGGGCUUCUGUCGAUCAUCUGACCUGCUGACGCAUCAGCGGAUUCACACUGGGGAGAGACCGUACACCUGCUCUGAGUGCGGGAAGGGAUUCACUCGGUCAUCCCACCUCUUGAGACACCGACGAGCUCACACUGAAGAGAAGGUUUAAAUAUGCGGAUAUCCAAGGUGGAGGAAUUGCGAAUGGGAAUCUCAGGUGUGAUAUCACAUCAGGCCUGCAGCCUCGCCCAGUUCACCAGCUCCUGAAGAUCAUCGUCCUUUGAAUAUGGAAGGAGAGAUGCUUGUCUGUUCCACUUCUGAGUUUAGGACACAGGCAGUGAGACACCCACAAAGGGCUGUUGCAGAGCAGUGUCUGUGAUAGAGCUGGACAAACGUUACACUGUUUAAAGCAGGGAGUGAAAAACCACGUGUGUGUGAGGAUUUUCGUGAACCACACUGCAGUAGAAGCCAUGUGAGGUUUUAUUCAAUUCUCUGAAGGAGUGUAGAAGUGAAUUCACCUGAUUUGUGAUUGGGAAUGUGUUCACAACAUCCUUGCCUUUGCAACAGUAAAACUAUUUCAUUGUUCUGACUGAGAAAAGCUUCAAGUGAUCCACUGCCCUGAUAAUGUUCUAACACUUCUGCCAGUUCUGUUUGAGCAAAGUAAUUCAGUCAUCUUUUUUGCUGACCAGUGAGUUUACAGGGAAAUAUCAUCCCCCUAUUCCUGGUGCAUGAAGGGGUUCACUCAGUCAUCUGACCAGAUGAGACACCAGUGAAUUGACUCCGGGGAGAGACCGUUCUCCUGCUCUGUCUGUGGGAAGGGAUUCACUCAGUCAACCCACCUGCUGACAGCGAAUUCACAAUGGGGAGAAACCGUUCACCUGCUCCGACUGUGGGAAGGGAUCCACACAAGCAGUUCAACUGAUGACGCACCAGCAAAUCCACUCAGGAGAGGCCCUUCACCUGCUCAAGGUCUGGGAGAGGAUUCACUCAGGCGGGUCACUUGGUGACCCACCAGCAGAUGCACUUGGGGGAGAUGCCCUUCACCUGCUUAGAAUGUGGGAAGGGAUUCAUAGAGUUGUCACCUCUGGUGAGACACCAGCGAGGUCACACUGGGCAGAGGCCGUUCACCUGCACUGAGUGUGGGAAGGGAUUCACUCAGUCAUGCACCCUUCUGAGAUACCAGCAGGUCCACACUGGGGAGAAACUGUUCAGCUGCCCUGAGUGUGGGAAAGGAUUUACUCAGUCAGGCUACCUAGUGAUCCACAAGUGCAUUCACACUGGAGAGAGGCUGUUCACCUGUCCCAAAUGUGGGGAGGGAUUCACUCUGUUGUCCCACCUGAUGAUACACAAGUGCAUUCACACUGAAAAGAGACUGUUCACCUGCUCCAAGUGUGGGAAAGGAUUCACUUAGUCAUCUGGCCCACUGAGACACCUAUAAAUUUCACACCAUGGAGAGACCGUACAUCUGCACUGAGUCCGGGAAGAAACUCACACCGUUGUCCACCUCUUGAGACACCGACGAGCUCACACUGAAGAGAAGGUUUAAAUAUGCAGUACGUACGUGGGGCAUUUAAACCCUGCAGCUGCUGAGACACCAGUGAGUUCACAAGUGACUGCAGGCGUUGAUUCUGUGGUUAUUGGUGCUGUUGAUCACAUCCAGGUUCGGACCCUGGUUAUUGGGCACAUUUGGGGUUGUUUCCCCCUGUAAUUGGAGCUACAUUUCUAUUCUGGGACAAGUAUAAAUAAAUCUGUUCUGUUUGAA